Molecule: messenger RNA, 2996 nt
Organism: Nomascus leucogenys (northern white-cheeked gibbon)
Lineage: Eukaryota; Metazoa; Chordata; Mammalia; Primates; Hylobatidae
Product: serine/threonine-protein kinase N2-like
Exons: 2
Coding region: 1-2811 (936 amino acids)
Biological process (GO): signal transduction; protein phosphorylation
Molecular function (GO): small GTPase binding; protein serine/threonine kinase activity; ATP binding
Source: RefSeq, a predicted model, not a curated record
AUGGCGUCCAACCCCGAACGGGGGUUGAUUCUGCUCACGGAACUGCAGGGGGACUCCCGAAGUCUUCCAUUUUCUGAGAAUGUGAGUGCUGUUCAAAAAGUAGACUUUUCAGAUACAAUGGUGCAGCAGAAAUUGGCUGAUAUCAAGGAUCAAAUUAAGAGAGAAAUAAGGAAAGAACUGAAAAUCAAAGAAGGAGCUGAAAAUCUGAGGAAAGUCACAACAGAUAAAAAAAGCUUGGCUUAUGUAGACAACAUUUUGAAAAAAUCAAAUAAAAAAUUAGAAGAACUACAUCACAAGCUGCAGGAAUUAAAUGCAUAUAUUGUUGUAUCAGAUCCAGAAGAUAUUACAGAUUGCCCGAGGAUUCCAGCUACUCCAAACAGUGACCCUCAUUUUUCUACUAGCAACAAUAGAUUGAAGGCUCUACAAAAACAGUUGGAUAUAGAACUUAAAGUAAAACAAGGUGCAGAGAAUAUGAUACAGAUGUAUUCAAAUGGAUCUUCAAAGGAUCGGAAACUCCGUGGUACAGCUCAGCAACUGCUCCAGGACAGCAAGACAAAAAUAGAAGUCCUACGAAUGCAGAUUCUUCAGGCAGUCCGGACUAAUGAAUUGGCUUUUGAUAAUGCAAAACCUGUGAUAAGUCCUCUUGAACUUCGGAUGGAAGAAUUAAGGCAUCAUUUUAGGAUCGAGUUUGCAGUAGCAGAAGGUGCAAAGAAUGUAAUGAAAUUACUUGGCUCAGGAAAAGUAACAGACAGAAAAGCACUUUCAGAAGCUCAAGCAAGAUUUAAUGAAUCAAGUCAGAAGUUGGACCUUUUAAAGUAUUCAUUAGAGCAAAGAUUAACUGAACUCCCCAAGAAUCAUCCCAAAAGCAGUGUUACUAUUGAAGAACUUGCACUUGUUGCCGCAUCACCAACACUAAGUCCAGGUCAAAGGAUGAUAUCUACACAGAAUCAAUAUAGUACACCAUCCAAACCAGCAGCAUUAACAGGGACUUUGGAAGUGCGUCUUAUCGGCUGCCAAGAUAUCCUAGAGAAUGUCCCUGGACGGUCAAAAGCAACAUCAGUUGCGCUGCCUGGUUGGAGUCCAAGUGAAACCAGAUUAUGUUGCAUGAGCAGAAGGAGUAAAAGCAGAAGUAGUGGAAAUCUUCUAAAAACCCAUGACUUGUCCAGUGAUGUCUGUGCUGUUUUGAAGCUCGAUAAUACUGUGGUUGGCCAAACUAGCUGGAAACCCAUUUCCAAUCAGUCAUGGGACCAGAAGUUUACACUGGAACUGGACAGGUCACAGGUUACCUUUUUUAAUCCAGUUAUUGAAAGAAGACCAAAACUUCAAAAACAAAAGAAAUUUUUUUCAAAGCAACAAGGCAAAAGAUUUCUCAGAGUUCCUCAAAUGAAUAUUAAUAUUGCCACUUGGGGAAGGCCAGUAAGAAGAGUUAGUCCUACAGUAAAUCACUCUGGCACCUUCAGCCCUCAAGCUCCUGUGCCCACUACAGUGCCAGUGGUUGAAGUACACAUCCCUGAACGAGCACCUCCAGCUAGUGAUUCUACAGUAACCAAACUGGACUUUGAUCUUGAGCCUGAACCUCCUCCAGCCCCACCACCAGCUUCUUCCCUUGGAGAAAUAGAUGAAUCUUCCGAAUUAAGAGUUUUGGAUACACCAGGACAGGAUUCAGAGACUGCUUUUGAUACUGAGAAUGACAGAAAUAGUAUACUUCCAAAAUCUCAAUCUGAAUACAAGCCUGAUACUCCUCAGUCAGGCCUAGAAUAUAGCGGUAUUCAAGAACUUGAGGAUAGAAGCUGUCAGCAAAGGUUUCAGUGUAAUCUACAAGAUUUCAGGUGUUAUGCUGUCUUGGGAAGAGGAAAUUUUGGAAAGGUGCUUUUAGCUGAAUGUAAACACACCAAUGAGAUGUUUGCUAUAAAAGCCUUAAAGAAAGGAGAUAUUGUGGCUCGACAUGAAGUAGACAGCCUGAUGUGUGAAAAAAGAAUUUUUGAAACUGUGAAUAGUGUAAGGCAUCCCUUUUUGGUGAACCUUUUUGCAUGUUUCCAAACCAAAGAGCAUGUUUGCUUUGUAAUGGAAUAUGCUGCCGGUGGGGACUUAUUGAUGCACGUUAAUACUGGUGCCUUUUCUGAACCAAGAGCUGUAUUUUAUGCUGCUUGUAUAGUUCUUGGGUUGCAGUAUUUACAUGAACACAAAAUUGCUCAUAGAGAUUUGAAAUUGGAAAACUUAUUGCUAGAUACAGAGGGCUUUGUGAAAAUUGCUGAUUUUGGUCUUUGCAAACAAGGAAUGGGAUAUGGAGAUAGAACAAGCACAUUUUGUGGCAAUGCUGAAUGUCUUGCCCCAGAAGUAUUAACAGAAACUUCUUAUACAAGGGCUGUAGAUUGGUGGGGCCUUGGCGUGCUUAUAUAUGAAAUGCUUGUUGGUAAGCCUCCCUUUCAUGGUGAUGAUGGAGAGAAAGUUUUUGACAGUAUUGUAAAUGAUGAAGUAAGGUAUCCAAAGUCCUUAUCUACAGAAGCCACUUCUAUAAUGAGAAGGCUGUUAAGAAGAAAUCCUGAGUUGCGCCUUGGGGCUAGCGAGAAAGAUGCAGAAGAUGUAAAAAAGCACCCAUUUUUCCGGCUAAUUUAUUGGCGCGCUCUGAUGGACAAAAAAGUAAAGCCACCAUUUAUACCUACCAUAAAAGGACGAGAAGAUGUUAGUAAUUUUUCUGAUGAAUUUACCUCAAAAGCACCUAUUCUGACUCCACCUCAAGAACCAAGGAUACUUUCGGAAGAGGAGCAGGAAAUGUUCAGAGAUUUUGACUACACUGCUGAUUGGUGUUAAGUUGCUAGACUCUGCGAAACCAAGCUGACUGACUCCCAAGAAGACCUCUUAAAAAUAGCAACCCUUCAUUUGCUCUCUGUGCCACCAAUAGCUUCUGAAUUUUGUUUUGUUUUUUUUUUCUUAAUUGAAACACGUGAAGAUUUGUUUAAAAGUACCAUUCUAAUACUUCUUCAAAAGUGGCUUCU